GGUAUUUCUAAUCGAUCACACGAUGGCUUCAUCAUCUCCAUCUUCCACCGUGAUCCAGAUGCCUCCAACUCCACACACCAACGGCGUGACGACGGCCCCGGCCACGCCCAAGGACGUCAGCGAUUUCCCAACCACGGCACCAGCAGCAGUUGCCGGACCAGCAGCCACGGCGACGGACAAGGUCAUGUCGAGUGCCGCGAACCUCGCGCAGCUGCUACCGACAGGCACGGUGUUGGCAUACCAGGCGAUGUCCCCGUCCUUCACCAACCACGGGAAGUGCUUCUCCUCCAACCAGUGGCUCACCGCGGCGCUGGUCAUCGUCCUCACCAUCUCGUGCAUCCUCUUCUCCUUCACCGACAGCGUACUCGGCCGCGACCAGAAGCUCUACUACGGCAUCGCCACGCCGCGCGGUUUCAACGUGUUCAACUUCUCGGACGAAGAGGAGAAGCUGCAGUGGACUCCCGCUGGGUUCCGUAGGCUCCGCAUCCGGCCGCUGGACUUCAUUCGCGCCGUCUUCACGGCCCUAGUGUUCCUCACAGUGGCAUUCAGCGACGUGGGGCUGCAGAACUGCUUCUUCCCCGGCGCUGGUAGGAACACGGAGGAGCUUCUCAAGAACUUGCCACUGGGCAUCGCGUUUCUGUCCAGUUUUGUGUUCAUGAUCUUUCCCACAAAAAGGAAGGGCAUCGGCUACACCGACAGCACUCCUCGCGAAAAGCUCACUUGAUGUUUAGAUCGAUCUUGUUUUUAAACAGUUAGAUAGAUUAUAUUAUACCAUAUAUCACCGUAUAUAGUACUAUAACUUUGAUGUUUAGAUCACUUGUUUUUAACUUAAAAUGUAAUGUAUACACGACUAGUUUUUUUUUUUUGAAACGGAGGCAAAAGAUUUGCCUCUUCAAUUAAAUAAGGA
Messenger RNA from Triticum urartu, 907 nucleotides. The record is from RefSeq and is a predicted model, not a curated record. NCBI's taxonomy places the organism in Eukaryota, Viridiplantae, Streptophyta, Magnoliopsida, Poales, Poaceae.